Messenger RNA from Aspergillus oryzae RIB40, 1890 nucleotides. RefSeq lists its product as uncharacterized. The transcript has a single exon. The record is from RefSeq and is a predicted model, not a curated record. The coding region runs from base 1 to 1890 and encodes 629 amino acids. NCBI's taxonomy places the organism in Eukaryota, Fungi, Ascomycota, Eurotiomycetes, Eurotiales, Aspergillaceae.
AUGGAGGACAGACAUCAAUCGUUCGACCUAUCUGGCGCGCGGCCACGAACGACAAGCAUUAUCGGCCAAACGCCGGGUGCUGCUCCAGACAAACCAGUACCGCCGCCGCCCUGUGCUUACCCGCCGAAUCGGUUUCGACUCUCCAAGAAUGACUCCUUGCGGUAUUCUUCGCUGAGUCUUGAGACCGCUGAUAGCUCUAUUAUGAAUGAGAGCAGAAGGGCUUCAGUUGGCAUGGACAGUGUAUUUACUUCACCAGCUCUGCCUCCCUGUCCCACCUUCGUCCCUUACAGUGCCAAUGACGUUGGAAAGAGUGUUGCGUUAUACUCGCGGCCGCCAGCUCCAUUUGUUUUUCCGGCAGGCUCACUUCCGGUGGAGGUGCAGAGACUCGAGCCAGAUCGUACUUCUCCCCGCCGAAGCUUGACAGCACGCAGUCCAGUUCCCUCCAUGGAACGAACUGGCGCUCCCCCGCGGAGAAGCGAAUCCCUCAACGUACGGCCUCCUAGAAAAGAAUCUCUUCCACGCACAGACAUAGAGCGCAUCCAUCCGUUGCACAUGGUGGGCCGUAACCCGGCCCUACUACCACACUUUAGUCAGCUACAACGACACUCUGUACAUGGAAGCCAGCGACGGGAAAAUGACCCAUUCUAUGGGGGAGUAUCUCCUGGCUUCGGUCGCGGAAGUACUCCUGGGUGGAGCGUUUCACCUAUCCCAGAAUCGCAGUUGGCCCCUGCUAAUGGUUAUCUCAAGCCCCCGUUAGCCUCCGCUAUGAGAGGCGGCAACCGUCCCCGAAAAGGCCAUCGACGACAGAACUGUGUCCGGAUAGCGAUCCAGCCACCUAUUACUUUUGGAGGAACUAUGUUUGCUCCAAUGGUUGAGGAGCCGGAAGAGCUAGAUGAGUUUGACAGGCACGCAUCACAGGUGUCCGAUUUAUCGGCUUCCAAUAUCUCGUCUUUGCGCUCAAGUGUGUCCGGUUUCUCGAUGAGCCGGACCGGUUCUGACCAGCAGGGGGAUGUAUCACGCAUCACAGAGAUCUCUAGUGACAGUCGUCCACCAUCCUACCGCAACUCGACCUACUUGGCUUCAUCGAAGAAGCGGAAGCAUAGUCGAGAUGAUUCGAUAGAUAGUGUACUAAGCACGCUGAACACUGGCAUGGACAAAACCCUCCCUGAGAUUAUCACUACACUGCCCCCUAGUCUAGGAGAUAGCCUGACAGAAACUCCUUCCCCCGACAAGCCUAAUCCAGUUUGGAUGGCUCCUAAGUACAGCGGUUCGCCAACAACCUGGGAAAACGCCCCGAGUCCAGGUAGUCCUCGCCGGUCCGCCGUCAAGGGACCACGCAGCCAACCAGCCAGACCACGCCGCAAUAGCGGCAGAUCACAUUUACUCGAAAACGGCGCCAACGCGACUAGCCCACUGAUCCGCCCUCGCAGUCAGAGCUUGAAGCAUGGAUCAAACCGCAAGUCAACCGACUCUGUGCAACGUGCCAAAAGCACCGCCACCGGCUCACCGCGACAUCACAGUCAACAGAUGAAUGAACAGGAGAAGCCGGCUACGGGAGGCUCAUUCCCUACAGAACAGCAAAGAUACACGCAGCCGCCCGAACGUCCCCCUUCCCGCAGUUCCAGCAGAGCUGGGAACCGCAUCGUCCCCAUAUGGGAGGAUCACGAUCGCGCCCCGAGCUGUUGUCCCACCAAAAAAUCAGCAAUAUCCAUUAUCUCCGAAGAGUCCGGGCCUGCAGAACUCCACGGUGAAUCGUCGCCUCGGAAGCCAGAACAUCUGAAGAGUGCGCGACCGGAAUUCUCGACACCCGUCAAGAAGACGGUGGGAUUGGGCAUUGGCGCUGCGACGCCAGGAAGUCUUUAUGAUGGGGACGGAUUUUUGAAAGAAUAA